This is a messenger RNA of Gopherus flavomarginatus (Mexican gopher tortoise), 3333 nucleotides long. It is a transcript of the gene GPT2, whose product is annotated as glutamic--pyruvic transaminase 2. Gene Ontology annotation, molecular function: L-alanine:2-oxoglutarate transaminase activity; pyridoxal phosphate binding. NCBI's taxonomy places the organism in Eukaryota, Metazoa, Chordata, Testudines, Testudinidae. The transcript is spliced from 12 exons. The record is from RefSeq and is a predicted model, not a curated record. The coding region runs from base 259 to 1989 and encodes 576 amino acids. Gene Ontology annotation, biological process: biosynthetic process.
UAGUGGUCUGGCUGGUGCAAGCUCUGUUACUUUUGCAUGCUUGGAAAGCGGGCUACUAGUAGCAGAGGGUUGAGCGUGUGUUGGUUUGCAGGUCUGAGCUAAAUGGCUUUUCCUGGGACAAUGUAUUAAUGCAGAGAUCCCUUUUGCUUUUAAUUUUUCCCCCAACGCUAAGCUAUUGCAAUGGUGGGAUUUAAUGAUACCGUGGUGGCAUUGCAAGAUCAGUUGUGUGUUUAUUGCAGUUAAGUUUCAAGAAUCUGGAUGUGGGGGAGACGGCAGAGAACUGAGCAUGCACUUCGGCUAUCCGCCAGGAACAUGCAUCGGUUUGCAGUGCUUGCCAAGCAAACUGCGGCAAGCCCGGGCUGUAAAGGGCCAGGGUCCUGCAGGAAUGGAAGGAGAGACGUGGCUUUGCGAUGCAUUGCCUCGCUGGUGGAGGGGAAACAGCACCAGCAGCGCUUUUCCCAGCGUACUCGCCCGCGGAGAGAAGGACUCGUGCGUUGGAACAGCGCUGCUGAGGCCUCUGCAGUGAAAAUCAACGAGAAGACGAGCAGGGAGAAAAUCCUGACGCUGGAGUCCAUGAACCCGCAGGUGAAAGCGGUGGAAUACGCCGUCAGGGGCCCCAUUGUCCUGAAAGCUGGCGAGAUCGAGAAGGAGCUGCGGAAGGGAAUCAAAAAGCCUUUUACUGAGGUCAUUAAGGCCAACAUUGGUGAUGCACAUGCAAUGGGACAGCAGCCCAUCACUUUCCUUCGUCAGGUGGUUGCACUUUGUACAUACCCAAACCUGUUGGACAGCCCAAGCUUCCCAGAAGACUCUAAGAAGAGAGCCAGACGGAUCUUGCAGGGGUGUGGAGGAAAUAGCUUAGGGUCUUACAGUGCCAGUCAAGGUGUAAAUUGCAUCCGUGAAGAUGUUGCAGCGUACAUUGAAAGACGAGAUGGAGGAGUUCCUGCAGAUCCAGAUAAUAUAUACCUUACCACAGGGGCUAGUGAUGGAAUUGCUACUGUUCUAAAGAUCCUGGUCUCAGGAGGAGGGAAAUCCCGAACUGGAGUGAUGAUCCCAAUCCCACAAUACCCCCUGUAUUCAGCAGCCAUAUCUGAACUAGAUGCCAUCCAGGUGAACUAUUACCUUGAUGAAGAGAAUUGCUGGGCACUAGAUGUGAAUGAACUUCGUCGUUCCUUGAAUGAAGCCAAAGCAUACUGUAAUCCAAAGGUUCUGUGCAUCAUCAACCCAGGAAAUCCCACUGGUCAGGUUCAAAGUAGAAAGUGCAUUGAAGAUGUUAUACAUUUUGCUUGGGAGGAGCAACUCUUUCUUCUGGCUGAUGAGGUUUAUCAAGAUAACAUUUACUCAGAAGAAUGUCAGUUUCAUUCCUUCAAAAAGGUUCUGUAUGAGAUGGGACCAGAGUACUACAGCAAUGUGGAGCUAGCAUCCUUCCAUUCCACCUCCAAGGGAUACAUGGGCGAGUGCGGUUACCGAGGGGGUUAUAUGGAGGUCAUUAACUUGCAUCCAGACAUAAAAGGACAGCUUGUUAAACUUCUCUCUGUUCGCCUCUGUCCUCCAGUCUCUGGACAGGCAGCUAUGGAUAUCGUAGUGAAUCCUCCAGUACCUGGGGAAGAAUCUUAUGCACAGUUUAUUAAGGAAAAGGAGUCUGUUUUGAACAAUCUUGCCCAAAAAGCCAAGCUAACAGAAGACAUGUUUAAUAAAGUGCCAGGAAUUCACUGCAAUCCACUUCAAGGAGCUAUGUAUGCCUUCCCAAGGAUAUUUAUCCCUUCCAAAGCCAUUGAGACAGCAAAGGCUCAUGAAAUGGCCCCUGAUUUAUUCUACUGUAUGAAACUUUUGGAAGAAACUGGAAUAUGUGUUGUACCUGGCAGUGGAUUUGGCCAAAGAGAAGGAAGUUACCACUUCAGAAUGACCAUUCUCCCUCCAGUAGAGAAGCUGAAGAUUGUGCUGGAGAAAAUGAAAGACUUCCACAUACAGUUUCUUGAAGAAUAUGCAUGAAAGAGAUGCAGACUCUUCCUCUCCCCGCCCUCCAAGCAAAUGCAGAAAAUGAACAAUAUGUGCUGAGAAUGGGCUGUUCAUCUUGUUAACUGCAUUUACAAUAGAUAGAGCCCAUAUGUGGGCAAAAGUUACACUUCUUCCUGAACAAUUAAACCUAAUGUCUGGUGUGGGAGAUACUGCUAUAGAGGUGGGUGGGAGGAGGAACAUGAAGAGGGAAGGUGAAGAGAGAGUCUAGCAGACUAUUUUGUGCCUUGACUGGAAGUUAUAUUCUUGACUUACACUUCUGGCCAGUUGGUUGUGGAGGAAAGUCACUUAUGAAAACUAUUGAUGAUAUUGCCUUCUACAAAGCAGAAGUCCAACAUAUUUGCUCAGAAACAUCCAUUUCCUGUUUGAGAUUUUACCCCAAAAAAUCCUAAAAUCUACAUUCUAGGUGUGGUUGGGUUGUUAUUGUUUUUGAGUAUAAAGUGUUACCCACAUCUGAUCAAACCGGCAGUUGUUAGAAUAUUCAUAAAAAUCUUUGGUAGAUCAUUUUGUGUGACUAAGUUCUAUUGCAUCUGAACUUUACAUUAUUUCUAAAUAAAAUCUGAGUGGACCACAGGCAGUUCUGAGGGCGGAGAUAGUGCAUAUGAUAUACUGUGUUUUGAGUCUUAGUUUAAGAAAUUGAAAUUCAAUGAAUUAUGACCAUAAACUAGUUUAUCCACACACAGCUCAAGAUGGAGUAGACAAGUAUGAGUACAAUAGCAUUGAGCUUUUCAUAUCAUAACCACUUUGUUAAAAAAAUAAAAAAGCUGAGGAGUCUCUUGUUCACACAUGCCAUUUGUGUAUAUUGACUAUUACAAGCAACCAACUUCAAAGCAAAUGUGAACACUGUUAAGCCUUAAUAAUAAGGUCCAACACAAAAACUGUUAAAACUGCAGCACCUCUUGAUCCUCUGAGAAUGAUUCUUUGGAACUCGAUGAUUAGGAGAUUAAUUAUGGGAGAAAGAGUCCUUUGCUUUUUGGUUACUGGUUGAAUCUAGCCCAACUCUGUAAAGACUGAAAGAUGCUUCUGACAGACAAAUGUUUGUAUGUAGCUUAAAGGAAAUUAAUUGGUGAUUUCAGUCUUGUUCCUAGUCAAAGUGUCUGGGUCACACAAGCUACUAUGUAUGGCAUCCUCAGCAGGGAGGGUAAAGACUGAAUGGACAUGGAGGGUUGGGCACUCUGAACUCAAGAGUGUUCUUUCAGAGCAGGAUGAGAUAUGGUGGCACAACAUUAUGUACAUGCUUGUACCACCUGUGUCAUUCUUAUUUUGUGAAGGAACAAAAAAAAAAAAAAAUGUUAGUUUGGCAUCUUUUGCCAGUACAAA